Messenger RNA from Rhineura floridana, 4751 nucleotides. RefSeq names its product SH3 domain binding protein 1 (gene SH3BP1). Gene Ontology annotation, biological process: signal transduction; regulation of actin cytoskeleton organization; positive regulation of GTPase activity. Gene Ontology annotation, cellular component: cytoplasm; cytosol; intracellular anatomical structure. NCBI's taxonomy places the organism in Eukaryota, Metazoa, Chordata, Lepidosauria, Squamata, Rhineuridae. The coding region runs from base 588 to 3707 and encodes 1039 amino acids. The record is from RefSeq and is a predicted model, not a curated record. Gene Ontology annotation, molecular function: GTPase activator activity; protein binding; phosphatase activity. The transcript has 20 exons.
GCGUAAGCCCUUGCAGCAUGAGCUUGUUCUGCCUUGUUGCGUGUUUGCUGUAAUAAUAUUUCCCCUUUAAGGCUUGGCUGAAGCUAUUUGUGAUUUAUUUAUUUUAUUUUUUGGUGGGGUGGUGACAGGAACUGAGAGAAGCAGCGGCAGAUUUUACCUAUCAGCCUCCGCAAGCGGUGGUGGUGUGUGGAGGCAAGGGGGGGAGGACAAGUUGCAGAGAGGGUCGGGGAGACGGGAAAGCGUGAAACUUCGGAGAAAAGGAGCGGGAAAACCUCGCUGAAAUGCGAGAGCGAAGGAGGGGAAGUUAGUGAGAAAAGUAAAGGGAAGGGAGUCGACAUGAGAGGCGAAGAGUGAAGCCAGUCACAAAAAAAGAGAGGAAAGGAUAGGGAGACAAUCAUAAUUAUAAUAAGCGAGGCCAGGGUAGAGAGAAUGACAAGGAAGUAACAGGAACGAGCCUGCCCUGGAGGAGGAGAGAGCCGCCACCGAUGGCAACAAGUGCGGGUGGCUUGUGCUGAAGAGGGGAAGGGGGGAAAACACCCUGCUGGUUUUUGGCCGUUGCGGCGGGACUCUUUAAUCUCCCCCUGAAGAUGAUGAAGAGGCAGUUCAACCGUAUGCGGCAGCAGCUCAGUUACCCCAGCAUCGGUGGACGAGCCCAAGAAACAGCUGAAUACUUGACAGAAGACUUGCUACAGGUUGAACAGAGGAUUGAACCAGCCAAGCGUGCGGCACACAAUGUACACAAGAGGCUUGUGGCUUGUCUCCAGGGCCAAUAUGGGGCAGACAUGGACAAACGGGUGAAAAAGUUACCAUUGAUGGCGCUGUCAAUGACCAUGGCAGAAAGCUUCAGGGAACUAGACAAUGAUUCCAGUCUUGGGAAAGCUCUAGAAAUGACCUGCUUCAUUCAGAGUAUGCUAGCCAGGAUUCUUGCUGAGUUUGAAAUGGCCCUCGAACGAGAUGUCCUACAACCUCUAAAUAAACUGAGUGAGGAGGAGCUGCCCACCAUCCUGAAACACAAAAAGAAUAUUCAGAAACAUAUCCUGGAUUGGAAUGCCAUCAAGAGCCGUCUGAACCAAGCUGCCAAGAACUCCAGUAACAGCACCAGUGCUGGUGCUGGCCCAGCAGCAUCAUCCGCAGCCAUCAAACUGGAGAAUCUGAAGGAAGAGGAAGAAGAGAUGAAGAGGAGGGUUGAGCAGAGUAAGGAUGAGUACAUGGCAGACCUAUAUCACUUUUCAACCAAGGAGGACAGCUACGCUAAGUACUUUAUCAGAUUGCUGGAAAUUCAAGCAGAGUAUCACCGGAAGUCCCUGGGGUCUCUGGAUGCUACCUUGGCAGAGCUGAAAGAGACGCACAACCAGCCAAAUUCCCCAUUCCCAACAGAUGCAGCUGUGCUAGGGGUGUAUGGGAUGCCACUAGAGGCUCAUCUGAAGGCUUCUGAGCGGGAGAUUGCACUCCCCAUUGAAGCUUGUGUCAUGAUGCUGCUGACAUCAGGGAUGCAAGAAGAGGGGCUCUUCCGUUUGGCAGCUGGAGCAUCUGUGCUGAAGAAGCUGAAGUAUAGCCUUGCCUGUGGCUCAGGCAUUCUUGAUGAAUUCUAUGCGGACCCUCAUGCCGUAGCAGGCGCACUGAAAUGUUACCUGCGAGAGUUACCCCAGCCUUUGAUGACCUUUGAACUCUAUGAUGAUUGGCUCAAAGCUGCCAGUAUCAAAGAGCCAGAGAAUCGACUGGAGUAUCUCAGGGACACUUGCAGCCGCCUCCCCAAGGACAACUACAACAACAUGAGGUAUCUGAUCCGUUUUUUAGCCAAGCUGGCUGAGCAGCAGGAAGUGAAUAAGAUGACCCCUAGCAACAUUGCCAUCGUCCUAGGGCCCAACCUGUUGUGGCCCCAACUGACUGAAGGGUGCCAGGAGCAGUUAGAUAUGGCUUCUGUAUCCUCCAUCCAAGUUGUGGGAAUUGUGGAACCCCUGAUACAAAAUGCUGACAUCCUCUUCCCAGGAGACAUUGACUUCAAUGUGUCUGGCCUGUUCACUCCCCCACUGGACAUGAAACACAGAGCUGCCCCCACAACAGAAGAACCCAUAUCUUUGCCUCUCCCUGCUGAACCAGCUUCACCACUGCCUGGAGAAAGGAAAAUUCCUGAAGUGAUCCCAGGAACAGCCCUCUCAAAGGUGACCCAGCCUUCUAGUGAAAUAGCAGCUUCCUCGCCUACCCCUGUUCCUGCUGACGACACUUCACGGAAAUCAAAGCGGGUUGCUCCACCCCGACCCACAGUGCCUCCACCUCUAGUCCAGCCUCGAACCCCACCUCCUAUGCACCCUCAAACCCAGCCUCCUGCCCCAGACUCUCCUUCUAUCCCUAAAGCUCUGCCUCGAAGAACAGUUGGAGCAUCCACGCGAGCUCCUUCUGUGCCUCCACCACUUCCACCCCAGCCAGUCAGGCGUCAGUGUUGCAAUGCACCACCGUCCCCAAAGCCUGCUGCAGAAACUAUGAGGAUUGAGACAACUGCAGCUGAAGCACUGCCUCCUGGUGACAGAACAGAAACUUCCAAAAAUACCAGCCCUGUGGCAACAGAGCCCAAUGAGCCAUCACCUGAAGAAAGAAGCAGCUCUCCAUCUGCCCCUGAUCUGAAGGCUGAGGCUCUGGAGAAUAAUGGAGAUGGACAAAGAGCUGUAGAGGCAUCACAUCAGCAAACCAGAUGCGGCCCGCUUCUGAUUGGACACACCGUGCAGAGGAGGAGGAGGAGGAGGAGGUGUGGGGGUGGUGAGUGUGGUCCCAGCAUGGCGGGCUGCAGGCGACUGAGCGGCUCUACCCUGCGCGAGGUGGUAGGGGAGGCGCAGGGGGUGCUCUUCGACUGCGACGGGGUCCUGUGGACCGGCGAGCAAGCGGUGCCCGGCGCGCCCGAGCUGCUGGAGCGCCUGAGCCGGAAUGGGAAGGCCACCCUCUUCGUCUCCAACAACAGCCGCCGCUCCGUGGCUGAGCUGGAGCGCCGCUUCUCCCGCCUGGGCUUCCGCGGCGUCCGAGGCGAGCAGGUCUUCAGCUCCGCUCUCUGCUCCGCCCUUUACCUCCGCCAGCGUCUGCUGGGCGGCGAAGCCGGCGCCGGAGACUCGCUCGCCUCGCCCCCAGGCUGCGUCUUCGUGCUGGGCGGGGAAGGGCUGCGCGGGGAGCUGCGGGACGCGGGGCUGCGCCUGGCCGGCGAAGAAGGCGACGGAGAGGAGCCGCCCGGCCAGGAGAGGCUCCCGGUGCGCGCCGUUGUCGUUGGCUACGACGACCAGUUCACCUUCGCUAAGCUGACUGAGGCCUGCGCCUACUUGCGCGACCCGCAGUGCCUGCUCGUGGCCACCGACCCCGACCCUUGGCACCCGCUUAGCAAUGGGCAGCAUACCCCGGGGACAGGGAGCCUCACUGCUGCAGUUGAAACAGCAUCUAGCCGCAAAGCAAUGGUAAUUGGAAAGCCAAACACAUAUAUGUUUGAGUGUAUUGUGGAGCGCUUUGGUGUGGAUCCAUCCCGCAUGCUCAUGGUGGGUGACCGGCUGGAGACAGAUAUCCUAUUUGGCAAGAACUGUGGCCUUGAAACGGUUUUGACCCUGACGGGAGUCUCGCACCUAGAGGAGGCACAGGCUUACAUGGCCAGCGACAGCCCUGCUGCAAAGGACCUGGUGCCUCACUACUACGUGGACAGUAUUGCAGACUUGAUACCCGGCCUGGAUGAGUAAGGGGAGAUGUGGGUGGGCAGAAUUCCUAGUUCCAUUCCAGAUUGCUGCCCUUUCCUACUUCCGUCUUCUCUGUCCUUGAGGCCGGGCUCAUCACAUUCCAGUGUUUCUUCAAGAAUGAAGAGAGGGACGUUAGUUCAUUCUUUGAGGUCAUUUUGUUUCAUUUUAGCUAGCUAUAGGGGAACGGGAACUUAUGUGAAAGUAUGGGAUAUUUAUAGGUCAAACCUUUGUUAAUUUAUUCCACCAACUUCUUGGCAUGAAGUAGUCAUUUAUUUAAAUUAUAUUUGUUUUACUGUUGCCACUAGUGGCCUUCUUACUGUUGUCCUCUGCUUUAUUUUGAAGCACAGUGAUGUGCUUGCUGUGGUGUUUGCUGUUCCCAAGCUUGAAGGAGGCAACAUUUGUUAUCAGUACUAUUUAUCUGUCUCCUAUAACCACUGCCAUUUCAUGCCAGUGUUGGGGUUUUUUUGUCCCAGAACUCUUGCUGUGAAAAAGGGAGCACUGGAGAUCCAGUUCAGAAAUAGCAUAGUUCCUCUGCAGAAUGGCUGUUUGGGAAGGAUAAUCCCUGUGGCUGCAUAUGUAAGCAAAGGUUUCCAUAACAGUACAACUUGCCCAGAACUAAUAAGAGCUUGAGGGUAGGUUUUUGAUGCAAGUUGCAUAUAUGAUCCAUUCUGACUUUGUUUGGAAUUUUCAUCCACAGGAAUUACUUCAAAAGUAUUGUGUCGUGCAGGGAAAAUUACCAACUAGCUCAGUCAGAAGUGUGAUAAAUCUGGAAUAUAUAAAACUCUUUAACUAUGAAUUAAAUAUGAAGGGGUGUUUUUUUCUAUCUUGAGAAUUUUCUCAGGUAACAUAAUUUUUAUCAAUUCAGUUUAAUUUUGGGAUUGCUGUUGUAAGGAAUAAAUUGCAUAGAAGUAGUAUUGUGCCAUGAAGUUCUGAAUUGGCUGUCACUGCAGAGCCUCCAAACAUUCCUGCAGGCAUUGAGGCAGGAACAUCAUGUAUUUUCCUCCUCCCUCCUUCUGACUGGGUGAACUAAUAAAACAUUUCAGUAAA